CCAUAUGAAAUUACGAUGAUCCAAUGUUUAUUUGACAACAUAUUUUCGACUCAGAAUAGCCCAACAAUCUUUUUCUAUUUCCGCUCUUGAUCCCUCAUUUUGCCUCUCCAUAAACAGCAAAUCUAAAAUCCAUGGAAGAAGUUUGGGAUGAUAUUAACCUUUCUUCUCUUCGUUCCGUGGACGAUACACAGAAAACCAGCUUAAGAGGAGCUAAUUUUCAAGAUUUCUUGGCUCGACCAUUUGACAAAGACCAUCCAAACUUCGGCUCUCCGCCUCCACCUCCGGCCACCCUUCUCACUUUGAAUUCUAGUCCUGAUCAAUUGAACUUCUUUGGAAACUCGGAUUCUCGUCGGCAAAGCUCAGGUUUGCAGCCUCCGCCCAAUUCACGGGCCUCUUAUGAGAAUCCUGUGCCGUCUAAUGGUUUAUCUUCACAAGGAUUGUUAGGUGCUAGUGGGAAUAAGAGGUUGGCAGUGUCUGACAACAAUUCUAGAGAGCGACGGGACAAGCGAAUGAUGAAGAAUCGAGAGUCAGCUACUCGUUCAAGGGCUCGAAAGCAGGCUUAUAUUAAUGAGUUGGAUCUAGAAGUGGCCAGCUUGUUGAAAGAAAAUGCUAGGCUCUUGAAACAGCAACAACAGUUAUAUCUAGCUGCAGCUGCUAAACUUCCUAAGAUGCCCACUCUCAAGAGGACAUUAUCAGCUCCAUUUUAACAUGAGUGCCAACUUUCUCAUUGGUUUGUCAUCAAAUGGAGAUUUUCGAGUAAGUCCCAGUCGAAUAUCAAACCCAGCAAAUGUAAGGAUAGAGUUGGAUUAAAACAACUCUAGUUACUUUGCCAGCUAGCCAAAUUGUUAUUACUUGAUUGAAAUGUCAAGUAGCUCUAGAUUUCAACGCUUGGACUUGUUGAAAAUUUUGUGUGAU
Molecule: messenger RNA, 915 nt
Organism: Olea europaea var. sylvestris
Lineage: Eukaryota; Viridiplantae; Streptophyta; Magnoliopsida; Lamiales; Oleaceae
Product: bZIP transcription factor 27-like
Exons: 3
Coding region: 132-707 (191 amino acids)
Biological process (GO): positive regulation of DNA-templated transcription
Cellular component (GO): nucleus
Molecular function (GO): DNA-binding transcription factor activity
Source: RefSeq, a predicted model, not a curated record